AUGUCACACUCCCACCCACUUUCGCGUCAGCAGUCCCCUGCCCUCGACUUAAUCCCCGCUCCAACCUCAUCCGGGAUCAUCACCCUCACAACCACGACCACCGUCCUCGCCGACCUCUCCAAACGACCUCGCGAAUAUAUCAGCGUCGGCCAACGGAAGGAGAUGCGAAAACAUGGUGCUAUUCGCGAUACCUCAUAUGCGUCUAUACCGACAGUGACAGUGGGACAGGAAGGUGUUAACGGCACUGUAGAAAAUGGAGCUCCAGGAGUAACAGCAGAGACGACCCCUGGAGAGCUGGGAGCGAAUGGGGAGAUUGGUGCAGUGGCGUCGUCAUUGAGGACAGGAACCCCCACCCCAUCAUCAGCAACUGCUUCAGCACCAGCGUCGGCUGGAGGAAUACCCUCUACACCAACUGGUCCUGAAGUCAAGGAAGAGUCGUCGGCAUCAAACCCGAACGGGUCACUUACGGCAAGCAACGGAAAUCUGAACAACGCUUUGAACAGCACACCCAACCAAAACAGCAACUUGACCUCGCCAACUCUCAAUCCUGCCCUGAUGAACCGGCCAUUACCCAACAGAGGAAACCCAUUGAUGUCGCCUACCCAACAAGGCGCCGUAUUCGCACACCAACUCUCGAACCCCGCCAUGGGACAAGGCAUGCAACAGCCCCAGUCCUCGCAACCUCAACAGCAGCAACAGCAGCAGCCACUACAACAAGGACAGCAACAACAACCAUCACAUCCGCAGCUCCAGCAACUUCAACAGCAGCAGCAGUUGCAGCACCAACAACAACUUCAACAACAACAACAGCAACAGCUCCAGCAGCAACAGCAGCUCCAACAAUCCGGGCAAGGAAUCAAUCCUAUGAUGGUCUCUCAGUCGAUGGGAGGUAUGCCAGGAGGGAUGAUGACAGGUGGAUUUGUGUCUCCGGACAGUUUGAUGCAGCAGAUGCCAGGAGGAUCGAUGCCCGGGCAGAUGAGUAUGGGGAUGCCUCCGGGAUAUGUCAACAUGGGACAGAUGCACCCACAGAUGAUACAGCACCUCCAGGCACAACAGCAGCAAAACCCUCAACAGCAACAGAUGUAUGCUCAGCAGCAGCAACAUAUCAUGCAGCAACAAUUCUUGCAGCAGCAGCAACAGCAGCAGGCGCAACAGCAGCAGCAAGCACAGCAACAGGUACAGCAACAACAGAUGAUGCAGGGUCAACAAGAUUUCCAGGGACCUCCUCGACCAAAGGGACGACCUCGGUAA
This is a messenger RNA of Linnemannia hyalina, 1251 nucleotides long. The record is from the annotation of a GenBank genome assembly. NCBI's taxonomy places the organism in Eukaryota, Fungi, Mortierellomycota, Mortierellomycetes, Mortierellales, Mortierellaceae.